AUGGAUGGCAGCGGCGCUAUCACAGUCCGGCUAAAUUCCCAAGCCGCGAUUGCGAGGCUGCGACACACGCAAGCAGGCCCUGGUCAGGAACUGACGCUUCGAGCUCAUGCAGCGGCCAGAGCUCUACAGGAGCGAGGUCGAGAACCCAUAAUUCAAUGGGUGCCCGGCCACGCCGGAAUUAAGGGAAAUGAAAAAGCUGAUGAAGCGGCAAAGCUCGCGGCCAGUCGACCGGGGUGCCACCCAGAAGCCGUCGCAGGGCUCUCACUGGGGUUUGUCAACCGGACGUGCACCGAGAACAUCCAAAACCGCUGGGCACUGGACCCAGUCGCAUCGCGAGCCCUGAAACCGCUGGCCACCCGCUUCUUCCAGUUGAAGAGUGGCCAUGCGGCUAUCGGGGCUCACCUCCACCGGAUUCACACACGGGAAAGCCCAGCGUGUGAGAAAGGUGAUGCACCGACAGAGACAGUGCACCACGUUCUCUUUGAGUGCCGGGCGUGGCAGCACCAGCGGGCUCAGCUCUACCGAGCUCUGGAUCAAGCUGGGGUGGCCCGACCCUCCGCAGCGGAAGAAUGUCCAGAAGGUAGGCUAUUGGGGGAACCGAAAGCGACGGCCGCCAUCUUACAAUUUCUGUCAACGACGAAGGUAGCUCUGCCUCGGUACCACCACCAGGCCGUGGCAGAGCGAGCUCGACGAGACGAUGAAUGGGGAUUAGAAGACCUGGAGGAAGCCGAGAGGACCGGGGAAGGAUAG
Molecule: messenger RNA, 750 nt
Organism: Penicillium diatomitis
Lineage: Eukaryota; Fungi; Ascomycota; Eurotiomycetes; Eurotiales; Aspergillaceae
Exons: 2
Coding region: 1-750 (249 amino acids)
Molecular function (GO): RNA-DNA hybrid ribonuclease activity; nucleic acid binding
Source: RefSeq, a predicted model, not a curated record